GAGAGAGCAGUGAGAGAAUAGUGAAGGCAAUGAGGGCAUGUUGUCUGUUAUGAUGAAGUGAAUACACUGUGUAAACAUUCGAAUAAACAUGUUACUGUAAUAGGGUAUAUAGACAUUCUUAAUUAAGGUGUAAUAAUGUUGGAAUUCAGACAUUGGGAAUUGAUUUUAGUGCUUCUUAAUUUGUGGCUAGGGACUUCGGCUUCUACUCACUGGGUUGUCACUGAAAAUGGGAAAAUUCAACCACAGUUGGACUCUCCUUUCCACAUGCGGCGGCCGUACGACCUCCUGUCCUUGCUGGAGCAGGAGAAGCGGGCGAUGGAGAUAGAGCGACUCUACCACGAAAUGGUACAGCGCAAGGUGGCUAUAGACGAGGAGUGGGCAGGGCUAGAGAGUGCCACGGAGCUUGAGAACCGCCUCUACACAACUGAUCCUGAUUGUCUACAAGCAGGCAAGCCCCUGUCGGACAUUGAUCUGUACACCAGCAUAGCAGCAGAUGGUCUGGGCAGAGAGGGCAUUCACCUGGAAGAGUUGGUGCCUAGAGAGGUUCCUCAGGACACUCCAGAACAACCGGACUGUGGACUCCUGGAUCUAGGCUUUACUAUGCGGACGUUUCCUCAUCUCCAGGUGUUGUCGUGGAACCUUACAACAGAGCCAGAGCUGUUGGAAGGAGUGGGGGAACUAAGUGGUCCGCACAUAGCUGCCGGUCUAGGCCGCAACCACAGUUCCUGGUUCCUACACAACCUUGCAGCAUUGUACUGGCGCUCGCGGGGCGAUGCCGGCCGGGCACUACAGUGUGUCAAGCGUGCCGUGCAUCUGGCACCUCGCCAGUACCGGGAUCUGCCACUGCUCAACCUGGGCUGUCUGGUCCAGCAGGCACGCUGCCCCGCCGAGGCCGCCAUACUACUACAUGCCGCUGUCGACCACGCACCCCAUGCAGCGGCCUCACACCUCGCACUUGCCAAUGUCUACGCAAUCCUUGGUGACUACAACAGGUCUGUUGCCUGCUAUGACAACGCUCUCAAGCUGAAUGCCCACUGGUCACUAGCAGAGAGGAACAGGUUUGCAGUCCUCUGUCACCACAAGCUGGAGAAUUCUCUGUAUCAGCUGCACAGGUCUCUUCAGGGUAUCCUGAGUCAGCUGCAUGACUAUCACAGUCUACAAGAACAGUGGUUGAAGCACCAGGAGCAGCUUAUGUACCAGCAGGCUCCUCUGGAAGUCAAGCUACAGAGCUUCCAACAUGAGCCUCUUUCUGCUCUUCUUAGCCACAGAGCAGACAAGUGUGUGCCCCAGAUCCAGGACGGUAGCUCAGUACUCAGCUGUGACAGCCGACUGGUGGCCCACCACCUUCAGAUUGACAUCACUCUCUCACUGCAAAUGCUGUUGAAAAAUGUCGAAACUCAGGCCCAAAAGAUCAGUGAACAGAUGUCCCGGAGACUGAUGACGUCCAAUGGGGUGGAGCCUCACAGGUCUGAAGAGGAGGAGGAGGAGGACAAGAGGGACCUGGACGAGGGUGAGGGAGGGUUAGAGAUAUUUGUGGAAGGGGCCGAAGAGGAACCAGAGCCUACCGUGCAGUACCGCCAGCAUAGACUGCAAGCACUAAAGAGAAUGGGAGUGAAACUGCAGGGCUCCGUGUUGAACUUCAUUGAAGAUCUCAUGAAGAGCCGAAAGAUUGACCAACAGAUGCUAAUGCCAAAGCAACAGUGCACUUCAACUAGUUUUAACGCAGAUGGGUGUACUGAAGACUUGAACCACUGGUUGACAUCUAAUUCUGCGGAGGAAGAGGCUCGGCAAUUCCAAGUGUUGCCGAUUGCCCAGUCUCUGGGUAUUGUAGAAGAAGGCAGUUGGUUACAAAAUACAUCUUCACAUGUUAUUGCCACACUCAUCAUCACAUGCAUCCAGCUCAGUCAGUGGGACUCGUCAGAAAUACCUGCUACCAAAGAGGUACCACAGUGCGCCAGCGUACCUGGCCCUCUGACAGAACUGUCUCCCGAUAAGUUUCAUCACAUGGCACCUGAGCCCAGACUACACACAGUGUUCCACUCUUUACUGCUGGAUAGUGAGGUCACCCUGACAGACUUCUCCGCCCAUCUCUCACACGCACUCAAGGACAAGUCGAGACACGAUCCUUCCUCUGCGUGGCUUCUAGAGACUGCUGCUGCCAUCUACUGGCGACGGGUGGGUGACACUCAUCAGAUGGUCUCUUGCCUGCAAGCCGCGGUGCACAAGGCUCCUGCUGACCUCCGAGACAUUCCACUACAUCAUGUAGCACACAUGUUGCUCACGUUGGGUCACCGUCACGAGGCUCUCUUGUUGGCCAGUUUGGCUCUCCAAGUGUCUCCUCGCUCUAUCAAUGCUCACAUGGUGCUGUUCCACACAUACCUGGCUCUGGGUGAACCAGAGAAUGCUCUGAAGUAUGGAAAGGCUUCACUGGCCCUCUACCAACAAGCUCACAGUACUUCUCCCUGACCUCCCUGUCCUGUCUCACAGGAUGUUUCAUCUCUGCUACUUAGUCCAGUAGCUCUUGUUUGUCAUCUUCACUCCAUUUAUGAUUAAGUUUUAUCCUUUGCACAGUAAUUUAUUCAAGGUCUUUUUUAAAAAUAUAGGGCCAUUGGCUAACGUGAGUACGAAGAUUUUAUUCGAUAGUCUGGUCAUCAGAUGGAUCAAACUUCCUUUCUUUGGAUUUUUUGUAUGUAUACUCAUUUGGAGUUCAUUAUAAAAUGCACUUAAAUAUACAUAAAAUAAUUUGUCCAAUCUUAAAAUUAUACAACGGAAAGAAGAAGAAAAGUAUAACCAAUUAGCGUGAAAUAUAUUCUGAAUAUACUUAUCUACAACACUUGAUAUAUCAUCAGUUUUUAGUUUACUUCAUUACUAUGAUUUAUUAUAGCUAACAAUAAAUCAAUUAAAUAAUGGUAAAUUAAAAAAAAAACCCGUUAACAUUUACAACCAUACACAAGAGAACACUAGCUGCUGAACAUUCACAGAUCAGCGGAACUGAAUAACAUGCAUCUUUUAUAAAUUUUAAAAUCAACAAACUGACGCUUUUAUAGUCAGUAUAAUUAUAUGAAAACAGUGUAUUAAAAAAAAAUGUGAAGUCGGCCUCAGCGUUUUCUGCACUUAUUGACUUAAUUUAUGAAUCAGUAAUCUAAAAAGGUUAAGAAAACUGAAUAAUACUUUUGACUCACAAUUUUUUAUAUCCUGUAUGUGUAUUAAAAAAGGGGUGUUUAAUUGUGUCGAAAAAUUUACAUAAUUGAAACUUCUUGCUAUUUUUUUACACCUAAAUACCUUAGAAAAUGUAGUUUUUUGUCAAAAAGUAAAAAGUUAUAGAGAGAAAUAUUAUUUCUAGAAAACAGUUCUCAAUUUAAUAACUGAAAAGCAGUUUGUGGCCUUGUUAUCUUUCAUUAGGAAUGAUAGGAACAGUUUUUCAUUUUUAUUAUAUUUCCAAGAGGGACAUGGGCGAAAUUCUCCUCUUGAGUAACACUAAAAAAUCUGUUUACAUGAUAAGGGCUCAUAGAUUGUUAUAUGGAAGUUUGUUAGAAACAGCACUUUUACUUACAAUAAUAUUGCAUUUACUUAACUAUUUGUUGAGUUAAAAAUUACAAUUUUCUAAGGUAUUUGUAAAAAAUCCUAAAGAUUUUUUUAACUUGAAAUUAAUUAAAUUAAAUUUUAUUUCUAAAUCAGAUAUUUUAAAUGUUUUUAGUAUAUUUUGACGUAUUUAAAAAUUUAAACCUGGUAGACAGUUGAAACUUUAAAAAACAUUGAAACUUGAUAUUUUUAUUUUCAGUGUUUUUGCCAGUUACCUAAUGUGUCUCCCCCUUUUAAGACAAUGUAUGCCAUAAAUUACAUGUAUUUAUUCAGCUUUUAUUAAAUUAUAUCACAAGAAAUAGCUAAAACAUGGUUACAUUUACACUUUUACACAUGGUUAUCUAGAUAAACAUUGUAUAUAAUUAACGACUGACUAAUUAAUUUAAUUCUAAUAAUGCGUAAUUUUACUUUAUUUAUUUGAAAUUUGUUUUCAAAGACAUAAAGUCAUGAAUUUAUUUGUAUAUUUAUAAGAAAAGAAACAAAAAUGACUCAAUAAAAACCUUUAACAGUUACCUUCAUCUAAGCAAAGAAUGGGUGAGAUUUUGUGCUGACUAGACUUAACCUUAUUUCUAUUUUUAAAACCAUUACGGUUGUAACUUGACAAUAUUCAAUGCCUUAAUGUCACAUCUCUGUACUUAAAAACUGCAAAGAAAACCCUUUUCGUAACACACUUGUAAGCGUUGUUUCCAAAAAACGUUAAACUUAUUUUCCACCUUUGAGUGAUAUUUGUGUUUUGUAGCUGUCAUAAAUCUAAUCUUCAAUUUACAUUAGAAAAAAUGUUAAGACGUGUUAAUAUAUUUGUGUGAGACAAAUUGUUUUUCUUUGCGAACAUCCUCUCAGACAUUCCUGUGACCCAUGUAUCUAAUGUACUUAAAAAGUGUUAUUUUCACAAUUUACCAUACUGGACUCAUUGUUUUAGCUGUAAGUUUUAGUCAUUUUAGUUUAUUCUAGUUUACUUUUUGUUAUUACUCUUUAGUUGUUAUUUAUUAGUUUAUGUCUGCCACUACAUCGAUUUAUACUUUGUAUUUAUAUAUAUUUUAAUUUUAUUAUCCAGUCGUAAUACAAGAAGCAUUUUUAUUUAUGUUCAAAGUGAAGUAUUUUUCUUUAUGGUAUAUACAGUAACUACAAUCUAUUAUAGAAAGUUCAAAGGUAUAAUAUCUACUAUUUUUAUUUUUCUCUGUUUUAUUAAAAUGUUGAUAUUAUGGAUAAUAUAAAAGCCUAAAUUGUUAUUGUCAGAAUAAGAUUACCAAUUUAUUUUCCAUACGAUUUGAAAAUAUAAUUUAAAGCAACUUGCUCGUGGCAGAAUUAGUGCCACCUCCAUUUGUUUAGUAUUUUCUUUUUUUCCUCUCUCAUUUCUUCUCAUGAUAUGGUUUAGUUUUAAUUAUCCUUUGUAUACCUAUCUUCAAGAUUAUUAUUUAGAUGGAUAUGUUUUAUUUGUACCAUAAUUAUUUGUUUUUACAUAUUUAAAUUUAUGAACAAUAUCUAAAAAAAGAGUACUAGGUUUGAAGACAGACUCUUUUGUUUUUGAGAAUAUGCAAAAAUUGAUUUUCAUUUUGUUUUUUUUUUUUUUUUCGUCAAAUAAUUUAACCCUUUGAUGAGUUUUGACUCACCCAUUACGUACACAGCUUUCUGUGCGUUUUGACAUACUUGGUUAUGUUCUGUAACCUUCGAUAGAAUUUUGUACAUUUUCGUAGUAAUUAUUUGGAUUGCAUACUAAAUUGUUCUGAAUUAAAUGAGUAAUUGAUUUCUAGUACUGAUACACGUAAGUAAAUUCAAUGUAUUUCAUCUAUGUAUUCUGUCAACCUCUGUCUCCAUCCAGCUGAGAGCUGCUGACGUUGCCGUUGCUCAUGAAUCACCUGGCCGGUUAUUGAAUUGUUCCAUUCAUAUUUACAUCGUCUUUGCAUCGAUUUUAGUUUGGAUGGAACAUCUUUUUCCAGGUGUUACAAUUGAAAUAAUUAUGUGGUGAUUAGUUUUUGUUGUGUAAUCCAGAAUUUUGAGUGUUUAUAUGAACUAGACUACUGUCAGUGGCCAGUCUACAUUCCGGUUUUGUUUGAUUCUUGUUUCUCUGGAUUUGACUAAACAUAAAUAUUUUACGUCGUUCUAAAUUUAUGGCUGGAAAAAGUAAUAAGGGACUGUUAAAUUGACAGGACAUAAUAGACAUUCAGAUUAUGACAGUGAAUUUGAAAUUGAAGUGACUAUUUAUGAUUUAGAUUGUGAGGAUGCAAAGAGUAGGCCUAAAUGAUGAUCCUAUUUAUAGGAAUUGAAACAGGCCUAGGCCUCUAUUUAUAAAAAUAAUAAACCUUAAAUAUCAGAAAUAAUACACAACAUAAAUUAUAAUACCAUAUCAUCAAGCCCAUACUCAGACUGGUUUUUUCGGACAAUUUUUACUGGGGUCCAGGACCUCAGCGGACCGUGGGCCAGGACCCACGACACGACUACCGGGUGACAGGAGCAUGGUGGCGGUACAUAAAGAGGCCCGUCUGAAUAUCUUUUGUGGAGCCCGCCAAAGCUGAGUACAGCCCUGUAUAUCAUAACACUAGAGUACAUAUUAUAUGAUAAUGAGUCCAGCCAGUUUUUGAAAUAAGUAACACAAGGAGGUGGGUAUAAAUGAGAUAAGACACAUCAAAGGGUUAAUACUCACUUGUAACAUGGAGCCUACCUACUAUAAAAACUUGAUCAGUAAAUUGGAAUUUUGAAAUAUUCAAUGUUUAAGCAGUGGUGGGCAGAGUAUCAGUUUCACUUUUUCUUUGAGGAUAAUUCAAUGUAUCAAUUGUUAAAGCAGCAACAGCAUUUCAAUUAACGAUCUUAGUAAUUCUGCAAAGUGAAGAAGUUAUAUAUUUUGGAAUCUGCUUAUCAUUCAUUUAAAUACUCCUUAUAAAUGUUUAUUAUUCUUCAUCAACGUAUGAUGUGUAGUUUUAGAUUACCAUAUAGUAUUUUAUUGCAAGGCUUCUUAUUGUAUACCUUGCAUUGCUGUGUCUUGGCUCUUGGUACAUAUCAUGCGAGAAUCUUCUGUUUUUAGUUUCUUCAGAUGAGUUCAGUAAGGUAACACAAAACGAAGACUUCAAUUUAGUUUUUAACCAUUGAAAAUUCUUAGUUUACUAUUAUUUUAUACUAGCUUAUGAUCUAGCCAACAUGUUUCUUUACGAAUUGUAACAUUUUUAUUAAAAAACUUUCUUGAUGACA
Molecule: messenger RNA, 6765 nt
Organism: Homalodisca vitripennis (glassy-winged sharpshooter)
Lineage: Eukaryota; Metazoa; Arthropoda; Insecta; Hemiptera; Cicadellidae
Product: tetratricopeptide repeat protein 17
Exons: 16
Coding region: 136-2466 (776 amino acids)
Biological process (GO): actin filament polymerization
Cellular component (GO): actin cytoskeleton; cytoplasm
Molecular function (GO): protein binding
Source: RefSeq, a predicted model, not a curated record